Bolinopsis microptera is the source of this 1749-nucleotide messenger RNA. RefSeq names its product leucine-rich repeat-containing protein 71-like. The coding region runs from base 1 to 1497 and encodes 498 amino acids. Gene Ontology annotation, molecular function: protein binding. Lineage: Eukaryota; Metazoa; Ctenophora; Tentaculata; Lobata; Bolinopsidae. The transcript has 14 exons. The record is from RefSeq and is a predicted model, not a curated record.
AUGGCAAAGAAAAAGGAAAAGGCCGCAGCCAAGGAGGAAACUGUGCAAGCUGUCGAAGGUGAACUCGAAGAUGAGGAGGUGGCAGAUGAUAAUUCUCCAGAAGCUUACGCAUUGACUGGUGACUACAGAACUGAUUACAAUGAAAUUUGCAAGCGAUCAGAGUUAGCCCCUAUUCUCCUUAAGCAGAGGGGGCAAAGUCCAGCAUCACUUGGCACAGAACCAGCAGAAGGUGUUCCAACAACAUAUACUACUAAAGACAAAUAUGAGUACUUGAAACCAUGUGUAGAAGUUGAGCAAGAUGAUGAUAAUAAAGAUUCUAUAAAAAGUUUUUACAUUAAAGGAUGGAAAGUUUCUACUGGAAUUUUGAAUGUUCUAAAUUUGGCUGCUCCCCAAACUUUGACCACCAUAAGUUUUUGGCGAUGUGGUUUAGACAGGGAAGCUCUCCACAUUAUUGUGAACAUGCUUUCAAAAAUUGCAAUUAGGAGUGUCUCGUUAGAUGGCAACCCUGAGUGUGCAGGUCAUUUCCAUCUGCUGUUGUCUGAAGACUGCACAAUCAGCUCCCUAUCUCUGAGAUCUAACAAGAUCAGUUGCACUGACAUUGCACUCUUCUCUACAGCGCUAGCUACCAAUAAGUCAUUGACUAACCUUUCUCUACACAAUAACUCGAUCGAGGAUGAGGGAGCCCAGCAUCUUGCACGGGGAUUACGGAUGAACAGAACACUGUUGACCCUAAAUCUGAGUGGUAACAAGCUCACAGAUGUUGGAACUAAAGCUUUGUCCGAGAUACUCACCAGUUUAACACUAAGCCACGAGGAGAUUGUAGCAAGACGCAAACUUAUUUCAGAAAACAAGUCGGCCCUGGCUACCGACGAUCCGCCAACAACUCCUGGAGGUAGAACUAAAGACAGGCCCGGUAGCAACAGUAGAACUGGGUCUCACACGGCGCUUGACAAGAAAGGGAAGGGUGGAGCAAGUGGAAAGGGAAACAAGAAACAGGACAAGAUGGAGAAACCUGGAACUAAAGAUGGCAGAAAGUCGGAUAUGGGGAACAAGGGGAAAGACGACAAACGCAAAGGGGCUGCAGACGCUAAAAAAGGGAACAUUAAAAAGGGAACAGCUGGCAAGAAGUAUCAGGAGGAGAAAGAGCAGGAGCCUGAGGUGGUCGAGUUCAGUAAUCCUCUCCUGGAGUCCAACAUGUCUGAAAAAGAAGGUAAAAUUGUCGUUCCUGGCAACUACGCCCUGACCUGUCUCAACCUUAAUAAUAACGCUAUCGACGAUAAUGGUAUUACAUAUCUCUACAAAGCUCUUCACUUCCAAGAAAAUAGCACCAUGAAACGUGGAAUCAAAGGACUCCUUCGUUUAACUUUAAAGAAUAACAGAUAUGACAAUGAGAGCAGAUACUACACUGAAUUGGUCGACAUCAUGACCCGACGAGACCCCUUCUAUGAACAACCUCUCAUUGAAGAAGAUCAGAGCAAUAUCACCGCUCAAACUUGAAAAAGAGACGCUGAGAACGGGACGGUGUUUAAAUUAAUUCAGAUUUAAUGGACAACCUACCCGGUACCCUAAAACUUGAUGAUAUCGUUUUGAUCUGGUUGCCGGCCUGUGAAACUACUUUAAGCUGGACAUACAGAACUCUGAGUGGAGAUUUUGAGACAAAUUUUCUGUGUAGAGACGGAUAUUUUAGUUAUGAAUUUGUAAAUAGUUUUUAUUUCAACCAAAUAAAGUUCUUCGCUGUUUUCUGAAACA